AUGCUAGACCGGAGAGAGAAUGUCGAGCCACGUCAUACCAAUACCUGCCAAUGGAUUUUGGACUUGGAAAAGUACCAAUCCUGGAUCAGCAAGUCCCGCGGUCUACUAUGGAUCAAGGGCAAACCGGGCGCCGGCAAAUCGACAUUGAUGGUAUUCCUACACGGCAAACUCAAGAGAUUACAGAACGGCAAACCGGGCAUCCAGCUCGACUUUUUCUUUACUGCUCGAGGCACAGAGAUGCAACGUACACCACUAGGCAUGCUUCGAUCUUUACUGAACCAACUGUUUGAUCGCGAUGCGACCGUACGCCCUCGGGUACGCGAGACCUAUGAGCAACGAUGUAGGCAGUUUGGGUACGGUGAAGGCAAGUGGAAAUGGCCACAAGCGGUGCUAGAAGAGUUACUGGCAGGUGUCAUCCUGGAAUCCACUAGUCGACAACAUGUAACGAUUUUUGUCGAUGCUCUGGAUGAGACCGGAGCUGAGUCUGCUCAACAACUCGCAGCAUAUUUCCAUCGACUUAUUGACCGAGCAGGAGAAAAGAACGCUGCUCUUCGAAUCUGCAUUUCAUGUCGACACUAUCCUAUCAUAGGAAUUGCCCAAGCUAUGGAGAUACAUGUCGAACAGCAUAAUCACGAGGACAUUGCUACAUACAUCAAGGACAUACUUGCCGAGACAGAUGUCGAAGACAACCCUAGCGAAGACAUGCGACAGGCUCUGAUGGAAAAACUAAUCCAGCAAGCUAAUGGUGUGUUCCAAUGGGCUCGUCUCAUAAUGCCUCUUGCCAGGCAGAGGAUUUGUGAGGGGGAGUCGUUUGAUGACAUCUGUUGCUGGUCACGGGAGGUCCCGGUCGGGCUGGAAGAUGUGUAUAUGUACAUCCUGAACAAUGUGAUAGAAGUGCGGAAUUUGGAGCAAUCGUUUCUCCUGUUUCAAUGGGUGUGUCUGGCAGAGCGUCCACUGACCGUGACAGAAAUGCGGUAUGCCUUGGCAGGCAAGAAUGCCCAAAUAACGCGCGCCCCAAAGAAAUGGGAGAAGAUCUAUGGUUUUAUUGAAAGCGACGAACGCAUGAAGCGAAGGAUCAAGGCCCUUUCUGGUGGGUUAGCGGAAGUCGUCUCAAGCAGGGAUUUGAGCGUAACUGUCCAGGUGGUACACCAGUCGGUCAAUGAUUUCUUGCUCGCAAAAGGGCUAGCUGCUUUGAGAGAAAACAUCGGCGCUAGCAGUCUAGUCUUACAAAGAGAAGAGAUCAUAUUACAAUGUCAGGCAAAUCUCUACCGAUCUUGUCUUGUUUAUCUAGCCUUACUCCGUUUACGCGAAGAUAUUUCAAGUGAUUCCCCGGAGACGAGAAAGGACCUUAUCCGGAACCACCCAUUACUUGCUUACGCCACUAUCAACCUCUUUAUCCAUGCGCAAAAGGCUGCUCACUCUCGUGCGCUCAUACUACUGAAUGAACAAGAUAUCCUACAGCAAGUGAUAGGUCAAUGGGUCCAUAUUUACCGAAUCGUCGACCAAUUCAACCCGGCGUGCCCUCUGAAAAGUACUACACUCAUUCAUAUGGCGGCAGCUGCGAAUCUCGUUGAUAUUAUAGAGCGUAUGUCUUUAAACAGCGAAGACGUGGCGAGGAAAGACGAAGACGGAAAUACAGCUUUCCAUUUAGCAGCGCGACACGGUCAUAUAAUAGGGGGAAAGAUCUUGCGUAAGACAACUGCAGACUGUGAAGCAAUAAAUAGAGGAGGAAAAACGCCAUUGAUCGAGGCGGCUAGCUAUGGGCACACAGAAUUUGUCGAAUGGCUCCUGCUUGAAGGUGUGAGUCUUGAAGCAACAAUGGUCAGAGCAGCAAGUGCUCUACAAGCAGCCUCGUUGGGAGGACAUCAGAGCGUUGUUGAAAUAUUGCUUGGAGCUGGCGCUGAUGUCAACGCCCAGGGUGGUGCAUACGGCAAUGCCCUACAGGCUGCUGCUGUAUACGGGAAAAGCAGUGAGAUCGUGCAGAUGCUCCUCGACGCUGGCGCCGAUGUCAACGCCCAGGGUGGUGAAUACGGCAAUGCCCUACAGGCUGCUGCUGCAUACGGGAAAAGCAGUGAGAUCGUGCAGAUGCUCCUCGACGCUGGCGCCGAUGUCAACGCCCAGGGUGGUGAAUACGGCAAUGCCCUACAGGCUGCUGCUGCAUACGGGAAAAGCAGUGAGAUCGUGCAGAUGCUCCUCGACGCUGGCGCCGAUGUCAACGCCCAGGGUGGUGAAUACGGCAAUGCCCUACAGGCUGCUGCUGCAUACGGGAAAAGCAGUGAGAUCGUGCAGAUGCUCCUCGACGCUGGCGCCGAUGUCAACGCCCAGGGUGGUAUAUACGGCAAUGCCCUACAGGCUGCUGCAUACGCGGAUCGCAGUGAGAUCGUGCAGAUGCUCCUCGACGCUGGCGCCGAUGUCAACGCCCAGGGUGGUGAAUACGGUAAUGCCCUACAGGCUGCUGCAUACGCGGAUCGCAGUGAGAUCGUGCAGAUGCUCCUUGACGCUGGCGCCGAUGUCAACGCCCAGGGCGGUAUAUAUGGAUCAUCUCUCUUGGCAGCUGUUUAUCUGGGCCAUUUUAAUCAAGUUCAAAUCCUUCUUGACGCUGGCGCAAGUGCGUUGCUUGCAAAUGAACUUGACCAGACUCCUCUUCAUAUUGCCGCUUCAAAAAAUAGGCUCAACCUUCUCCGUCGGUUCCCUCAGCUCCUCUCCCCUAUCAACAACCGGGACAAGCUUUCCCAAACUCCCAUUCAUCUGGCUAUUUGUCUCGGUCAUGUUGACUUUGUCACAAAUCUUCUUCGCUUUGGUGCCGAUCCUUCUCUUCUAGAUGGUUAUGGCAAAAAUACCCUGGACUGGGCAGUUGGAAAUGAAAGCUUGUUACGCCAAAUCCAUAACUACUACCCUUCAAUUGUUAGGACACCUGAUAAUACUCAAGAGCUUGCUGUUCAUCAAUCCAUCCUCCAGAUCUCAGAUACGCUGCUUCGGUCUCGGCUACAUUUCCCAUGGCCACUUGUGCAGCAAUUAGGUCGCUAUCUAUUGUUUGUCAGCGACACCGACACUGCCCAAUAUCUAUUUCAGCUGCAUCUGUCACAGGAUACGUUCUUUGGCAUCCCCAUAUACAAGACUACGUGCGACCUUUGUACACAGGUUAUUGACGGCUCUCGCUUUGUGUGUAGAAUCUGCGCCCAUAUGGAUCUAUGCUCGUUCUGCGUGCAGACAUAUCCCUUCCAUAGUCGAUUACACCCGAAGCAAAAGCACAAGACUUUCGAAGUGUCACAUGUGCUUGACCGAGAGUCUCCGCUCACUACUUCAGCGCCAGAGAAAUUGAAAAAGCUCAUUGAUGGGCUUUCUGCGCCAAAUACCCAUGGAAGUGUGAAGGGGCCAGUACAUGAUUCCGUGGCUUAUCUAUCAUCCAGAGUCACGGUACCCAAAAUGACAGUUGUAACUUCAAUGGCUCUUCUAGGUCCAGUCUCAAUGUUCUGUCUUCUUUCAUUUGGGCUCAUAGCAGUUUCGUUUACAUACUGGUAUACCUUGAUCUAA
Penicillium soppii is the source of this 3534-nucleotide messenger RNA. RefSeq lists its product as uncharacterized. Gene Ontology annotation, cellular component: cytoplasm; nucleus. The coding region runs from base 1 to 3534 and encodes 1177 amino acids. The transcript has a single exon. Gene Ontology annotation, molecular function: protein binding. The record is from RefSeq and is a predicted model, not a curated record. Lineage: Eukaryota; Fungi; Ascomycota; Eurotiomycetes; Eurotiales; Aspergillaceae.